Messenger RNA from Staurois parvus, 630 nucleotides. Lineage: Eukaryota; Metazoa; Chordata; Amphibia; Anura; Ranidae. The record is from the annotation of a GenBank genome assembly.
AUGAAGUCUGUUUUCUAUAGUCGCUUUUUCAUUCUUCUUCCUUGGGUACUGAUUGUUGUGAUUAUUAUUGAUAUUGAUACCAGGAAACCAUCUAACUCCAGCAGAGUACCCACCGCUCGCUACUACUCUCCAUACUGGAGACGCAGGAUUGGUCGUGCAGCUUUGAUGCGACCCCAGCCAAGUGACACCAGUAUGGGUACAUGGACAACUAAUCAGGAGCACCUAACCAAUCUUGAGUCACAUAGGGGGAAGAAUGACUCUCUUCCCAUUAUAUAUGCCAUCACCCCCACAUACAGCCGACCUGUUCAAAAAGCAGAACUAACUCGACUGGCUAACACAUUCCGUCAGGUGCCUCGGUUACACUGGAUAGUAGUAGAGGACUCUGCUCAGCCUACAGAUUUGGUAAGGCGAUUCUUGGCCAGGGCAGGUGUAAAGGCCACCCACCUGCAUGUUCCCACAGCACGGAGGUACAAAAAAUCUGGUUUACCUCGAGCUACCGAACAGAGGAAUGCAGGAUUAGCUUGGCUACGACAACAGUACCAACCCCAGAGGUACCCCGCAGGUGUUGUCUUCUUUGCAGAUGAUGACAACACUUAUAGUCUGGAGCUUUUUCAGGAGGUAAUUUUAUAA